This is a messenger RNA of Lagenorhynchus albirostris (white-beaked dolphin), 2717 nucleotides long. RefSeq names its product single-strand-selective monofunctional uracil-DNA glycosylase 1 (gene SMUG1). Lineage: Eukaryota; Metazoa; Chordata; Mammalia; Artiodactyla; Delphinidae. The transcript is spliced from 4 exons. Gene Ontology annotation, biological process: base-excision repair. The record is from RefSeq and is a predicted model, not a curated record. Bases 984 to 1799 code for a protein of 271 amino acids. Gene Ontology annotation, molecular function: single-strand selective uracil DNA N-glycosylase activity; oxidized pyrimidine nucleobase lesion DNA N-glycosylase activity.
CUUGGGGCUUUGGGGGCGGGCUGGGAGCUCCACGGGCUCCCCGUGGGUGGCAGGCGGGGAGUCGGGGUGUCUGUGUUUCGGGGCCCCUCGCUCCGUCAGGGGCUCGCCCGGCGCAGGGAGAGCCGAGCCCAUGGAGCCGCCCGGAAGGCCUGCGGAGACGAGGCUUUCCCGUCGGGCGGAGGUCGAGAUUUCUUGUGGAGCUUAGCCGUCAGCCCCCUCGGAACUAGGAGGAGAGCUGAAAUGUUGUUUCGGGGUCCAUGCUCCAUUAUUAUUAUUGUUAUCAUUAUUGGUUUAAGGAUUUGCUGGUUGUCCCUGUGGAUUUCUGGAGUGCCCCCAAGGGACAGGGGAGUGGAUAGUGUCUUGGAUUCCUUCUGCACUUGCUGGGUUUAGUGUCAGAGAGCCUGGGUGGCCAGACUUAUCGGUGGGUCACCCUCCAUUUCCUUCGCAUUUAAUGUAAUAUGGCACUGUCAUUUAGAAAGUAUCUGCCUUUCUUAAGUCUGUGGCCCUGGGUGACUUUUGAUAGGACAUCCAAGUUUCUCCUGUGGUGGGCUUUCAUGGUGUUUUGUUCAGGACAUUAAAGCUGGAAUCACAGUGUAUAACAAUUGUUUAUCUGUCUUGUCACAGUCAUUUAUGAACCUGGCUUACAUUUUAUUCAUUUUGGACUUCCUCCCCACCAGGAGACUACCACAGUGCCUCUCAUGCUAGGGUCAGAGAACAGGUUGAUGGAUCAAGCUGUUGUGUCAACCUUGAGGUCCCAUCUCGGGGAAGAGGUUACUCUUGACCUGGGCAAGGGGUUGAGAGGGAGAAGAACCAUGGUCCCUGCCCUGUGGGAGGCCCAGAUGUGAUGGAAACAUGCCAGAGCCUGGCAAGCCCUCAGAAGCAAGCAGAGGGCAAAGCAGGCAGCUGAGCCUUGAGUGGACUCAGGAUGUAGAAGUGGAGAGGAGUCCAUCAGGAAAGGCUCCUGGGUAGAAGGUGACAGUGUCAUGGCUGUGCCCCAGGCUUUCCCGCCGGGGCCCCUCCGUGAGGGGGGUGCUCUGGUGGAGCCCCAGCCCUCCCCUCGAAGCUCGGCCGAGGGCUUCUUGGAGGAGGAGCUCCGGCUUAACGCUGAGCUGAAGCAGCUGCAGUUUUCUGAGCCCGUGGGCAUCAUCUACAAUCCUGUGGAGUAUGCGUGGGAGCCGCAUCGCAGCUACGUGACCCGCUACUGCCAGGGGCCCAAGCAAGUGCUCUUCUUGGGCAUGAACCCAGGACCCUUUGGCAUGGCCCAGACUGGGGUGCCCUUUGGGGAAGUGAGUGUAGUCCGGGACUGGUUGGGCAUUGGGGGGCCUGUGCAGACCCCUCCCCAAGAGCACCCCAAGCGACCAGUGCUGGGACUGGAGUGCCCUCAGUCCGAGGUGAGUGGUGCCCGGUUCUGGGGCUUUUUCCGGAACCUCUGUGGACAGCCCGAGGUCUUCUUUCGUCACUGUUUCGUCCACAACCUGUGUCCUCUGCUCCUCCUGGCUCCCAGCGGCCGCAACCUCACCCCCGCCGAGCUGCCGGCCAAGCAGCGAGAACAGCUCCUUGGGGUCUGUGAUGCGGCCCUGUGCCGGCAGGUGCAGCUGCUGGGGGUGAGGCUGGUGGUGGGCGUGGGCCGCCUGGCCGAGCAGCGGGCGCGGCGAGCUCUGGCCAGCCUGAUGCCCGAGGUCCAGGUGGAGGGGCUCCUGCACCCGUCCCCUCGCAACCCGCAGGCCAACAAGGGCUGGGAGGUGGUGGCCAAGGAGAGACUGAACGAGCUGGGGCUGCUGCCGCUUUUAACGAAGUGAGCGCCCCUGCGGCCUGCACAGGAUGUGUUCAAGGUCCCCUGGGUCCUUCGGGGCAAGCAGAUGGCCGCGCGCCUCCUGGACUGGAGCGACAAGGUCCCCCUCGGCUCCCUGGUUGCUGGGACCUGCCGCGGCAGUUUGGACACUACUCCUGCUUGCCCUCCCGAUUCCUGCCCGCCUCACCUUCCUUUGAGCGUUGCUUCUUUGGUGUGUGGUACCCAGCUCCACAGAGAGCCAGCACCUGCAAACUGCUCCACCUCAGUGUUUCCCUGGAGCCUCUCUUCGGCGGAGAGUGACCUGAAGAGUGACUUCCGAGGUCAUAUUUGCCGUUUUAGACAAAAGAUUCUGCCAGGAUCCCCACCCGUCCUAGAACGGCUUCCUUCAGCUCACCCCUUGCCUCACAGGGACCAGGACAAAGCGUGGGUCAUGGCUGCUGAGAGUGAGCUUCUGAUGGGAGACUGAGGCUGCGUCAGAGAGAGACAGUUCAGUGUGGCAGCGUGGGAACGGCCAGAAGACCUGGAUUUCCAUCCCAGCUUUGAGACUUGUGAACUUUAUGACUUUGGACAAGUUGCUUGACCUCUCCAAGCCUCGGGAUCCUCAUCUAUAAAAUGGGGUCCCUGCCUCAUGGGGCUGGUGUGGGGAUUAACUGAGGUAACCUUAAAAGUGCCUUGCGUAAUGCCUGGCACGUGGGUGCUCCUUACACCUUUUCUAGCUUUCUUGCCCCAGGUUGGGGAGGCACUGCACUGCACUACACAGGAAGCCCCUCUGACCCAAAGACCCGGGUGGGGGUAGGGGUCUGGGCCUCCACCUGUAGCCUGAGUGACGGGCAGAUUCUUGCCCCACCAGAGAUGGACUAAUGAGUUUAUGACAAACCCAGCCUGUGAUUUUUCCGUCUAAGCAUUAAAAGCUCCUAAACCCUUU